AUGGCUGUCGCAAUGUUACUUGUCACACUGUUAUUCAUCGCGUUGUCGUCCACGGCACCCACCAAAAUCGUCGGCGACAAGACCCCCGAUCUGAGCUACCAAGCACUUGCUGUCAUCGAGCAACUGUGCAAGGACCAGUUCUGUCUCCUCGGCAAGGCAACUUUCAAUCUUGACACGUACUCUUGCGAGUGUCCUGACUGGCAAGACCACUACCUGUUCAACAGUCCAUGCGCAGACCUGGAAUGCACGGGCGAUGAAGAGCCUUUCUACUCGAUCAUUGACGAUGCUUGCAACUGCAAGUCGAUCAAGGAAUGGUACAAGCUUCAAGACGACAUCGCCGAUACCCACACUGCGCCUGAUAUGGAACGGGUUGUCGAUCUGAAACGUCGCCAGGCACCCCCCAUGCCAGAACCAGCCGUCGAUUCUGCAGUGCCUACCUACAUACCGCCACCCAAACAAGGCAUCACACCAGCACUUUUGAACGAGUCUUUGACUAUUCAGCCACAGAACACAGCAACUGUCGCAUCCAUCAUCCCAUACUUCCGAGACAACGUACUGCAAGUUCACCUGCAGCUGAAUGGACCGGUGGCCGACACUCUUGUGCUGAAUGCGAGUACUGCUUUGCCUUGCGGUAACAUCGGCCUUGAUCCUGAGCCAAACAUCGCCUUGGUUCCCCAGGUCGUCCAACAGUGUCAAGGACAACCGCAGGUGGUAGCUGACUGCUUGUGCAUCGCUGUCAACAUGUACACUCCAGAUGUCAUCACUUAUUGGAUACAGAAUGUGGAUGGGUCGGUCUAUUCCUUGACUGGAAGCAGCAAAGUGAUUGACAUGAACAAGAUGAACACCACCCAAAGCGUGGCUUUGAGUCUAGUUACUUGGCCUCUAGCCGCAAGCCAAUGCAGUUCAGAGGCCAUGUUCCAAGGAGAGAGCCAGUUUGAUCCUGACCUUGUAGGAACUGAAGGGAACUCGACUUGA
Capronia epimyces CBS 606.96 is the source of this 975-nucleotide messenger RNA. RefSeq lists its product as uncharacterized. The coding region runs from base 1 to 975 and encodes 324 amino acids. The record is from RefSeq and is a predicted model, not a curated record. Lineage: Eukaryota; Fungi; Ascomycota; Eurotiomycetes; Chaetothyriales; Herpotrichiellaceae. The transcript is spliced from 2 exons.